This is a messenger RNA of Letharia columbiana, 357 nucleotides long. RefSeq lists its product as uncharacterized. The transcript has a single exon. The record is from RefSeq and is a predicted model, not a curated record. Lineage: Eukaryota; Fungi; Ascomycota; Lecanoromycetes; Lecanorales; Parmeliaceae. Bases 1 to 357 code for a protein of 118 amino acids.
AUGCUCUCGCCAUCUUCUUUGAAGGCUACAGUCAAGGCUUCAUUGCAGCCUUCAAUGUCAGCCCCCAUCUAUAUUAACCUCAUGGGACUGUCUGCAGGAAACGCAUCAGUCGUGACACCUCAAACCAAACUCAAAGUCAUCGUCGCCGUCUAUCGCUUUGGAUCAUCCUGGGGAGGAUUCCUUGCCCGCCGGUUCGCUAACAAGAUUAGUCGCGUUCACGGCCUUCAGCUUGGCUGUUUGUGGUGCACCUUGGGUCCUUUGCUCCAUACAUCAGCGCAGAACGGCAAAUGGCAGAUCUGCGCCAGAGUCAUCACCGACAUCAAUGUUCCUCACUCCAAUUGCAUUGCUCCUACAUAA